This is a messenger RNA of Lycium ferocissimum, 1925 nucleotides long. Its product is annotated as probable transcription factor KAN2. Gene Ontology annotation, cellular component: nucleus. Gene Ontology annotation, molecular function: transcription cis-regulatory region binding. The record is from RefSeq and is a predicted model, not a curated record. The coding region runs from base 381 to 1553 and encodes 390 amino acids. Lineage: Eukaryota; Viridiplantae; Streptophyta; Magnoliopsida; Solanales; Solanaceae. The transcript has 6 exons. Gene Ontology annotation, biological process: regulation of DNA-templated transcription; abaxial cell fate specification.
UUCAUACACCUUCUCAUUUUUCUUCUUCUUCCUCUUCCUUUCUCUCUCAAUCUCAAAUCCCAACAACUUCUUCAAUUCCCCUUUCAUUUGAUCAUCAUCAUCGUCAAACCCCAUUUCAAGAAAAUCCCAAAAUUUUCCUCUCUAGCUAAAACUCUAUACGUAUCCCCCUUUUCAUCUCAAAAUUAAUUCAAAUCUUCCUCAAACAAGCUACUAGUCCUUAUUAUAACUACCUACUUACAAACACAAGAAACAACAAGGAAGGAAAGAGAGAAAAGGGAGAGCUAUAACUAGAAAGAUGAGUUGUUCGUAAUAAUCCUGUCUUAUUUUCUAGGUUACUAAUUCUGUUCGUCGUGCUUAUUUCUUUUUCCUUUUGAAUAAACAUGGAGUUAUUCCCAGCACAACCAGAUUUAUCCUUACAAAUUAGCCCUCCAAAUACCAAACCCUCAUCAUCAUCAUCUUGGAAGAGUUCUACAAGUAAGAAUACUACUCAAGAAGAGAAUAUAGAUUUGGGUUUUUGGAAAAGAGCUUUGGAAUCAAGAAACCCCCAUAUUACUAAUACAAACACUUCUUGUUUUGAGCUAUCUUUAUCAUCAAAUAUUCCAAGACCUAGUAGUACUACUCAUCAUCAAGAACCUAAUUACUCUUCUAGCCAAUAUUUCCAAAACACUUAUAACACAAAUUUCAUUAAUAACCCUAUACAUCAAAACCAAGUUAUGAGCCCUCAUCAUGAUCUUGGUUUUUAUAGACCUAUAAGAGAAGUUCCACUUUACAAUAAUCAAAACCCUCUUCUUCCAUCUGAUAAUACUACUACUACAACUACAUUACCUAUACCAUCUUCUCCUAGUUCUUUUAAUAAUAAUUUUAACAUUAACCCUAUCUCUUCAUCAAAUAGCCACUAUCAGUCCCAUCAUCAUCAUCAUCAUCAACAACAAAGUGGGCUAAUGAGAUCAAGAUUCUUUUCAAGAUUUCCAGUUAAAAGGAGUAUGAGAGCUCCAAGAAUGAGGUGGACAAGUACCCUCCAUGCUCGUUUUGUUCAUGCUGUUGAACUCUUGGGUGGACAUGAAAGAGCAACACCUAAGUCAGUUCUUGAGCUCAUGGAUGUGAAAGAUCUCACUUUGGCUCAUGUUAAAUCCCAUUUACAGAUGUAUCGGACAGUGAAAACAACUGAUAAAUCAGCAGCAGGAGGAGCUUCUUCAGGCCAAUCGGAGGUGUUUGAUAAUGUGUCAUCUGGGGAUAAUUCUGAUGAAUUAGUGCUUGAUGUUCAAAAUUCAAAGAUGUCUGAUUUAUCAGUUCAACAAGGAAGGCAAAAUAUGUAUCAUCAAGAGAAAGAUUAUGGUGGUCUUUGGAGUAACUCGUCAAGCAGAGAAAGUUGGCAGAUGCAUGGGAAACUAAGAGAUCAUCCAGGAAACAUACCUUCUUUAGAGAUAGACAUGGAAGUAAAAUGCACAAGCUAUGAGGGAAUAUCAACAGAAGUGAGCUCAUCAAGCAUAACACAAGCAAGUCCAACGAAGCCUAAUUUGGACUUCACUUUGGGAAGGCCUAAUAUUUCAUAGUACUAAGAAAAGCAAAAAAUAGAAAAAUAUUAAUUAAAGUCUCUGCAUGGACAAAAAAGUACUACUCAUUUUGAAAUCAUUAUUAAAAAGAAAGGAAAAAAGGGAGAGAGAAUCAGGUACCCACUGAGGGAAAAAUCAGAUAAAAAGAAAGAAAAAGAAAAGGGAAAAGAAAGGAAAGGAAAAAAGUGAGGUAAAAAAAGACAAGGAGACAAGAAAGACAGAAAGCAAGAAAAAAAGAGAAGGGAGGGAAAAACUGCAUUUUCCAUUUUUUUUCUUUUUCCCUUACAAUAUUCUUGUGAUGAUCUCCAAAUUAAACAGUACAUUAAAUUGUUCCUUUUGUUUUCCUGCAAAAUUGGAAGGAAAAAAAAGAAA